This is a messenger RNA of Patella vulgata (common limpet), 1312 nucleotides long. Its product is annotated as 3-oxoacyl-[acyl-carrier-protein] reductase FabG. The transcript is spliced from 9 exons. The record is from RefSeq and is a predicted model, not a curated record. Gene Ontology annotation, molecular function: oxidoreductase activity. The coding region runs from base 97 to 882 and encodes 261 amino acids. NCBI's taxonomy places the organism in Eukaryota, Metazoa, Mollusca, Gastropoda, Patellidae.
GACUAUUUUAAAUUUACAGUCCGCGGGCAUACCUCUCUUGGUUUGCUUUUAAUUUGAGACUGGACAACCUUUGCUUAGCGGUCAAGGUCGAUCAACAUGGCAGGAUCUCUGUGCAAUUUGUCGGGCAAAGUUGCUCUUGUUACUGGUGCUAGUUCUGGUAUUGGUGCAGCUACAGCAGUUUUAUUCUCAAAACUUGGAGCUCAAGUUGCCAUUACAGGGCGUAAAGAAAAUAAUUUAAAAGAGAUUGGAAAUGAAUGUGAAAAAUCAGGAAAGAACAAGCCCUUUCUGAUAGUUGGUGACUUGGCUAAAGAGGAUGACACCAAAAAUGUAUUGGAAUCAACCAUCAAACAUUUUGGGAAGUUAAAUAUAUUAGUAAACUGUGCUGGUAUAAUAGAACUUGGUAGUAUAGAGAAUACAUCACUAGAACAAUAUGAUAGAAUGUUUAAUAUUAAUGUCAGAUCGAUAUAUUAUCUGACAAUGUUAGCAGUGCCACAUCUUAUUGCUGAGAAGGGAAACAUUGUCAAUGUAUCAAGUGUUAAUGGAAUAAGAUCAUUUCCAGGUGUUUUAUCGUACAAUAUGUCUAAAAGUGCUAUAGAUCAGUUCACCAGGUGUAUUGCAUUAGAGUUGGCACCAAAAUCUGUCAGGGUAAACAGUGUAAACCCAGGAGUAGUUCUAACCAACUUACAAAAACGUGGAGGAUUAGAUGAUGCAGCUUAUGCCAAGUUUUUAGAGAGAACAAAAGAUACCCAUGCUUUAGGUCGACCUGGUGAACCUAAUGAAGUGGCACAAGCUAUUGCAUUCUUAGCUUCUGAUGAUGCUUCAUUUAUUACCGGAACACAAUUACCUGUGGAUGGUGGAAGACAUGCCAUGUGUCCUCGAUAGUUAAACAUAAUUUUACAAUUUAUGAUUUUAGUCAAAUUAAAAGCAUUUUUAACCAAUUCGACCAAUUCAUUUACAUUAUUAGGGCUAAGAAAAACUUGAAUAAAUUGAUUUUGUGCUUUGUACAGUAAGCAAAGGGUAGGGACACAUAAGUACAAUUUAUAUCCUACAUCUGAUUCUUAUUCUAAUAUUGUCACUUUGUGAAGUGCCCCUGAACAUGUGAUAUGAAAGGCUGCACUAUAAAUAUGUUGUAAUAAUAAUAAUACAAGUUGUUCGAUCAGUUAAAUAUAUGUUUACCGGUACACAAAAUAAAAAUCUAUGUUUAAUUAUGCUAAUUGUGACUUUGGUGCUAAAUUGAUUUUAAGCGAUUGAGAAGACUGAUUGUGUAUAAGAAAAAUGUGUAAAUGAUAAAUAUAUAUAUAUACAUAAUAUG